CUUCUUUGCUUGUCAUAGGCCAGCGCCGGGCAGCAGCCAACCCUUCGUCAUGUGAUGAGCACCGCUCGCCCGGAGACUGGCAGUGGCAGAUGCACGGGGUGUCCUGUCUGGUUGGUCACAACUUCUCUGGCAUUUUCACCAUCCUACGGCCAUACAUAACCAAAGAUACCUGCUGAACUGCAGGAGUCCCCAGCAUCCACUACGGACUACGAGAAAUAGAUUUACCGUUACAGAUGAUUGACUGCAACAUGCAAAGUAACAAAUCUGUUUACUUUAUCGUGGUUUCCCCAUGUCACACACUGCACUGCAAAGAAUUUGUAACUGGGGGAAAAAAGAGCUACAGUAUCUAAUCAGCUAUAAUCAAGACAAGGGUGUCCACACCACUGCACUGUAGACUAGGAAGGAUGCCAGUGCCUUUGAGAAAUUUGCAACAAAUGGCUCUUUAUUUGGGUGUGGUGUCUGGAGGAGGAUGUGCCAUGAUGUAUUAUUUAAUUCAGAAGUCUUUCGCCAGUAAAGAAUAUUACUUGGCUGCUCUUGAAAAACUGGAGUCUCAGUCCAAAGUUCUAGAGAUGAUAGGAGCACCACCACUUAAAGUCCACUAUCUUCGACUGUUGGACAAAUACAACCAUGUUGACCAGUCAACAGCUCAGAAGACGUUGUCCUCUAUUCCAGAGUUCCAGACUUUUCUCCAAGGGGUGCUACAUGUUUUUUUAUGUGCCACAGGAGUAGGUCCUGGGCUACGCACAGACUGUACAGACUGGAAAAAACAUUCAAUGAUCAAGAUACCAGUGUCUGGGACCAUACUAGCUGGAUACCUCUAUACUACUGCUGUCAGAGACAGCUAUAACAGAAGGUGGAACCUUCAGGAUGUCAUACUAAAACUGAACAAUGGGUAUAGUGUCCCAAUUUAUCAUUCCAGUGUAUCUGGGGAAAAAGAGGAAAUUGCAGCAGAAAAUCCUGAUGUAUUGUAAGAUCUAUGAAUUGAAAUCAGAAACCUAUUAUGCAACAGGUGCAUGUCCCCCCUAUGUUAACUACUCGCAAUUGCUGUAUUCUUGCUAGGAACUCUUGUUUAUAUUACUGCAUAGAAAAAUAAACCUUACUUAUAAAAUGAA
This is a messenger RNA of Pseudophryne corroboree (corroboree frog), 1112 nucleotides long. Its product is annotated as cytochrome c oxidase assembly factor 1 homolog. Gene Ontology annotation, cellular component: mitochondrial inner membrane. The coding region runs from base 405 to 971 and encodes 188 amino acids. Gene Ontology annotation, biological process: mitochondrial respiratory chain complex I assembly; mitochondrial respiratory chain complex IV assembly. Lineage: Eukaryota; Metazoa; Chordata; Amphibia; Anura; Myobatrachidae. The record is from RefSeq and is a predicted model, not a curated record. The transcript has 11 exons.